UCCACAGACGGCGCGUGCAGCGCACGCCUUCAGAGUGCCGGUAAGCAAGCUCACAUUCGACACCGCCAAUGCACGAAAGCGAACCUGUUCAACGGUUACCCACCUACACGGCCAAACCCCCAAAAACGACAACGUGGAAACACAAAACGCAGACACCAUCCGCGAUAUUUCUCCCCCUCUCUUUUUGCCAUUCAUUCCCCCACAAUUUUCCAUCAUCAUCUUCUUCUUCUUCUUCCUCUUCAUGUUCCUCUGCAGCUCUGAAACCCUAAACCCCCUUCUGGAUUUUUGGUAGUAGAAUUAAAAUUAAGUUCUAAUAAAUACUAUUUGUUACUGUUUGGUUGCUGUGAAUAAAUAUGGAUUUACACAGAGGUGUGUGGGUGGUGGUGGGAGUGCUGGUGGUUAGUCUGAGUCUGAGCUCAGCUGGGGACAUUGUCCACCACGAUAAUAUUGCUCCCAAGAGGCCUGGAUGCGACAACAACUUCGUUCUGGUAAAGGUCCCAACUUGGAUCAACGGCCUAGAAGACGCUGAGUAUGUUGGUGUUGGUGCUCGAUUUGGACCUACCUUGGAAUCGAAGGAAAAACAUGCCACCAACACUAGAGUGGUUCUUGCAGACCCCCCUGAUUGUUGUAGCCUACCCAAGAAGAAGCUCACUAAAGAGGUCAUUUUGGUGCACCGAGGAAAUUGCAGUUUCACAACCAAGGCAAAUAUGGCUGAAGCUGCUAAUGCUUCAGCCAUCCUCAUUAUAAACAACCGCACAGAACUUUUCAAGAUGGUUUGUGAAAAUGAUGAACCUGAUGUCGAGAUAGGCAUACCAGCUGUUAUGCUCCCCCAAGAUGUUGGUGCAAUCUUCGAAACUGAUUUAAAGAACGGCUCCAUGGUUUCUGUGCAGCUGUACUCUCCUUUGCGUCCACUGGUUGAUAUUGCAGAAGUUUUUUUGUGGCUUAUGGCUGUUGGUACCAUCUUGUUUGCUUCUUAUUGGUCUGUGUGGAGUGCAAGAGAAGCAGCUAUUGAGCAUGAGAAGCUAUUGAAGGAUGCUUCCGAUGAUUUACCUAUCGAAGUUGAUCGUUCCAAUGCUUUAGUGGAGAUUAGCACCACAGCAGCAAUCCUCUUUGUCGUGAUUGCUUCAUGCUUCUUGUUUAUGUUUUACAAACUCAUGUCAUUCUGGUUUGUGGAGAUUCUGGUGGUUUUGUUUUGCAUUGGUGGGAUAGAGGGCCUGCAGACUUGCUUGGUGACUUUGCUAUCAUGUUUCAGACGGUUUAAACGUGCUGGAGAAUCAUAUGUUAGGCUGCCAAUCUUUGGAGCUGUUUCAUAUCUGACGCUAGCUGUUGCUCCCUUCUGCAUAGCAUUUGCUGUUUUGUGGGCAGUGUAUCGCCGCAUUUCAUUUGCUUGGAUCGGUCAAGAUAUCCUUGGUAUUGCACUGAUAAUCACAGUUCUUCAGCUUGUUCGCAUACCGAAUCUCAAGGUUGGAACAGUUCUUCUGAGUUGUGCGUUUUUAUACGACAUCUUUUGGGUAUUUGUUUCUAAAUGGUGGUUCCAUGAGAGCGUAAUGAUAGUGGUGGCUCGUGGUGAUAAAAGUGGAGAGGACGGUAUACCAAUGCUACUGAAAAUCCCACGGAUGUUUGAUCCCUGGGGCGGCUACAGCAUCAUCGGAUUUGGUGAUAUUAUCUUACCAGGAUUGGUUGUAGCCUUUUCACUAAGGUACGAUUGGUUAGCAAAUAAGAAGCUCCGAGCUGGUUACUUUUUGUGGGCAAUGACCGCAUAUGGUUUAGGUCUCCUUAUCACGUAUGUGGCUUUAAACUUGAUGGACGGCCAUGGCCAACCAGCUUUGUUGUAUAUAGUUCCGUUCACACUUGGUACCUUUUUGACUUUGGGACACAUGAGAGGGGAUCUCAAAGUUCUGUGGACAAGAGGAGAACCGGAGAGGCCAUGCCCGCACGUCCAUCUGCAACCCUCCUCUCAAUAAACGAAACUAGGAAACAAAGGAGUAGUGUGGCAGAUUAGAAGAGUAGUAACUCAGAAAACCUCUGUACUUGUGAUAGUUGUAGAGGAUAGCAAAUAUCUACGAAGGUUGUAACUGAUAUAACAUAGAGACAUUUAUAACAUCCGGACUCAUUGUUCUUAUAA
This is a messenger RNA of Pyrus x bretschneideri (Chinese white pear), 2125 nucleotides long. RefSeq names its product signal peptide peptidase-like 4. NCBI's taxonomy places the organism in Eukaryota, Viridiplantae, Streptophyta, Magnoliopsida, Rosales, Rosaceae. Gene Ontology annotation, molecular function: aspartic endopeptidase activity, intramembrane cleaving. Gene Ontology annotation, biological process: membrane protein proteolysis. The record is from RefSeq and is a predicted model, not a curated record. Gene Ontology annotation, cellular component: lysosomal membrane; lumenal side of endoplasmic reticulum membrane; Golgi-associated vesicle membrane.